ACCUCCGCGGGCCUGGCCGUCUUUCCCGCCAUGUCGUUCUCGGAGAGCGGGAGGUGCUCGGUUCCCCUGCGCCGCCGGCUGGGCACCCCUGUCCCGCUCGCUCGGCCGGCAUUUCCCGCCUUCACUCAGGGGGGCGGUUGGGGAGAGGGUGAGGUCGACGAGGAGGAGGGAUGUGACCAAGUGGCCCGCGACCUGCGGGCGGAGUUCUCGGCUGGGGCGUCGUCGGAGCCCAGAAAGGGCUCGCUGCUCCCUCGGGACGGGGACGGGUCUCCGGUCCUGCCCGAUAAGCGCAAUGGCAUCUUCGCAGCGGAGGCAGGCGGCCGGGCCCGGGCUCGGCGGUGGCCGGUUCAGGUCCUCUCGAUUCUGUGUUCGCUGCUGUUCGCCAUCCUCCUCGCCUUCCUCCUGGCCAUCGCCUACCUGAUCGUGAAAGAAUUGCAUGCUGAGAAUUUGAAGAAAGAAGCUGAUGUAGACACUGGGCUUUUAGGAUUCUGGACGCUACUUAUAAUAUCCCUAACUGCCGGAUUCUCCUGCUGCAGCUUUUCUUGGACGGUGACUUACUUUGAUUCUUUUGAACCAGGAAUGUUUCCUCCUACUCCUCUUUCACCUGCCAGGUUCAAGAAACUGACUGGACAUUCUUUCCACAUGGGCUACAGCAUGGCAAUUUUGAAUGGCAUUGUAGCUGCUCUUACUGUAGCCUGGUGCCUCAUGUAAACCCACACUGAAGCAGUAUUCUCAGCAAAACUUAGUCAUGAUUGCUUCGUGAUAACAGGGAAGAACAUCAUUGCCUACACAGAAGACCAAGAGACCUGCUUUUAUGCGGAUCAGAUACAUGCCAUAUCAUCGUCAUUACAGAGGACCUUCUCAAGCAUUGUUCUAGAGCCUGGGCAUUGGGAAUAUCUGAGUAGUACGUUUCAAGUAUUUUUUUAAAAGUGUAAGAUGUUUACCUCACCUUUUUACUUUUGUGUGUGUGGUUUUUUUAUACGUUGUAGAAAACAUUUUAAUGGAAAUCAAACUCGAAAACUUGAAUACAGAACAAUGCCUACCUUUCUGUGUAUGUACUACAUUUUUGCUAAGAAAUACUGAUAUUACUGUUUAAUUGAGACAGAAAUAUUUCUUAUUUAUUCGUUGUAUUAGAAAAACAAACAAUGCCUACUACGUUUUAUAGAAGCUACUUUCAGAUCAGAAUACUUAGUUUUUGAUAUUCAUAUAAUCAAUAGAAGGUGCAUUUAUAUUUUUUAAUGGGGCUUAGUUCCUUAUGUGUUUUUAUGUAUUUUCCUACUACAUAUUGAAUUUGUAUGUUUUUAAAAUUGUUACAUCUAGACAAAUGUAAAUGUUAUUUUUUAGCUGGUUCAAACCUAAUACCUACCAUUUUUAAUAAGUAUUUUGUCUUUAAAAAAACAGCAAAAAAGCACACUGACCUGAAUUUAAAAUUAAAUAAAUUUAUUUUUAACAAAAAACAACUGAAAAAAGAUAAAUUAUUUAAGCCAUUAAAAUAGUGAGAAAUUAGAAACUGUCCGUAUUUCUCUUUCCACAAUUCCAAAUAUUUAUCUUGGUGUAUAUAUGGUUACUUCAACAGAAUUGAUAUUAUUUUGUUUUUAAUAAAUAUAAACCUGAAAUUUUUAUAUUUAGAAA
This is a messenger RNA of Equus caballus (horse), 1632 nucleotides long. It is a transcript of the gene ARL6IP6, whose product is annotated as ADP ribosylation factor like GTPase 6 interacting protein 6. NCBI's taxonomy places the organism in Eukaryota, Metazoa, Chordata, Mammalia, Perissodactyla, Equidae. The record is from RefSeq and is a predicted model, not a curated record.